AUGGACGGUGUCGGCGGUGAGACUCUGACCGCUGUCCUGAACGGCGUGCACCUGUUCUGUGUGCCGUCUGUGCUGGCUUUAAGCCUGACGUUCGUCGGAAUAGAUUACUGCGUGAAUAGGCUCAGCGGCAUCGGUGCAAGUAGGAAAAUUACCGAAACGUUUGUAAGUCUCUGGAUUCCGUGGAUAUACGGAGCUCUGUCCCUCGUUCUGCUGUCCCUGGCCCCAUGGUCCCAAAUCUUCAUUCAGUACAAAGAACGUGGAACAACUUUUUCAACUGUGCCCCGAGAUAAGCUCUUCAUGACAAUGCCUACUCGAUAUUCUGCCAUUUCGUAUCACUACAGCUUGG
Molecule: messenger RNA, 346 nt
Organism: Lymnaea stagnalis (great pond snail)
Lineage: Eukaryota; Metazoa; Mollusca; Gastropoda; Lymnaeidae
Source: the annotation of a GenBank genome assembly